GUCACUUUGUCACCGGACCCGCCUCAUCAUGGUCGUACAAUGGCGGUCAACGUGACCGGCAUUAAUCCAGUCAGCACUUCUGGAGGCCGGCUGCGGGUCGCGGUUCUGUACAUGGGCUUCAAGGUCUACACCUACGAGACCCCGCUAUGUGAGGCGGUGUCAUGUCCCCUGGUGGCGGGUUCCGACUUUCAGCUGAAGGUCAGUCAGAAGCUGCCCGCGCUGGCACCUCCGGGGCCUUACGAGAUGGAGAUCUCGGGGGAGGACACGGCCGGAGGAGUGUUCAUGUGCGUGAGCAUCAGCUUUCGGGUGUCGAUG
Molecule: messenger RNA, 315 nt
Organism: Volvox carteri f. nagariensis
Lineage: Eukaryota; Viridiplantae; Chlorophyta; Chlorophyceae; Chlamydomonadales; Volvocaceae
Exons: 2
Biological process (GO): sterol transport
Molecular function (GO): sterol binding
Source: RefSeq, a predicted model, not a curated record